AUGAAGUCCUGCUUCCAUCCUGACAACUACGAAGAACGCCCCCAAUGCCCUGAUCCACCUGUGGCUGCCGUGGAGCCUGCCGUGGAGCCUGCCUUGGCAGUCGCCCCGAGUGUGCUGGCAGAGCAAGAGCGCAGGAGGCCGCAGACAAGGCGGGCCAGGAUCCGUGAGCUGCUCAAGCGACUUGAUCUGGCCCAGUCUCCCUGCCUAGCCGAUCGCCUGCGAGUGGACGCGCGACAGAAGCAGGCCAAAGAGAGACAUCUCCGCCAAUCCCAGGCUGGAGGCGGAUCAGGUCCGGCCUCGUCGCCCUUGUCGUUCAGGAGAUCUCGAUCUUUUAUGGAGCUACUUCAGUCAGAGCCACACUACUCGAGCGCUCGCGGCCCGGUUGAUCCGAGUGUGCUGGACGACGUGGUGUCGAGACUUCCUGCAAAGCCUGCGACGUCUGCACCCGAACUCGAGCCCUGCACGAUCUGUUUGGAGGUGCCCACGUCAGGUGAGGUCCUGACCAUGCUGCCCUGCUGCCACUGGUAUCAUACAGAGUGCAUCAAGGAAUGGCUGCUGCAUUCGCGGUUGUGCCCCUUGUGCAAGGCACCUGUAGUGCCGGAGGAGCUCGGCAUGUAA
This is a messenger RNA of Symbiodinium necroappetens, 618 nucleotides long. The record is from the annotation of a GenBank genome assembly. NCBI's taxonomy places the organism in Eukaryota, Dinophyceae, Suessiales, Symbiodiniaceae.